UUAGCUAAGAAAUAAAAUUCUGUUGUUAAUCAAUAUUCUAAGAUUAUACCUCUUUGAAAUAAGAAAAAUUUCUGCAUAAUUAUUUGGCGGCAUAGUAAAUAAAAGUCUACUGUUAGCGUGGAAUAAGCAACAAUUUUGUCAAAAUGCAAUCUAAUGCAAUGCAGUUUAUGCGUUUAAGUCAGAUAUGGAUACUUUUGGAUACACUUAAUAAGUCGAAGACGAAGAAAGUGCUAGUGAGGGAAAUUUCUUUCAAAAUCAAGUUACCACAAAGAGAAGUGCGACUAGCACUAAGUUCACUGGAUGAAAUUCAAAAUAUCAAUGCUUAUAAAGAAUUUUUUGCGAAUUUGAGCUGUACUAAAUUUAAACGAAAACGCAAACGUAAGCCACUUGCAGAUUGCAAAACCUGUAAAGCCGAAAAGGAAAAUUGCAGAGAGAAACUGAAAAAGUGACAGAAAACUAUUUCAAAAACAAACGUUAAAUCUAAGAGCUCAGAAUCAAUCAAGUUGGAGAAAAAAUAAAUAUGGACUCACAAAGCAACUUGUAACUAAAGUAGGAAAUCGUAGACGUAGAGAUCGGAACACGGUUAAUGAGAAAUUGAUCCAGAAAUACAAGCAAAUAAAGAUACGUAAGCCGAAAA
This is a messenger RNA of Teleopsis dalmanni, 637 nucleotides long. RefSeq lists its product as uncharacterized. The coding region runs from base 144 to 449 and encodes 101 amino acids. The transcript has 3 exons. The record is from RefSeq and is a predicted model, not a curated record. Lineage: Eukaryota; Metazoa; Arthropoda; Insecta; Diptera; Diopsidae.